This is a messenger RNA of Leptopilina heterotoma, 1209 nucleotides long. RefSeq lists its product as uncharacterized. NCBI's taxonomy places the organism in Eukaryota, Metazoa, Arthropoda, Insecta, Hymenoptera, Figitidae. The record is from RefSeq and is a predicted model, not a curated record. The transcript has 4 exons. The coding region runs from base 373 to 870 and encodes 165 amino acids.
AAGGCUUUUACUCCCCACAGUCUUUAUAAGAGAGUGAAUUAGUAUUGAAGUAUAAGAAGUAACGCGUGAAAAUCUUGCGCGGUUCAUAUGAUUUUAUUUCGAAACAUAAUUUAAUUUUUGUAAUUAAGAUUAAGAAAUAAUUUAAUUAGAAAAGUUUAAAAAAAGUUUUUAAACAAAAAAAGUUACACUUUUUCGCUAAAAAAAAAAUUCGAAAUGGUAAAUAAAAGUUAAUGCCGUGAAUAAGGAGAGAAAAUUGUUUUUCGUGUUCUUCUUUUUUUAAAUAUAACAGUGAUUUUGAAAGAUAACAAAUAUUUUUAUUAUCUGGUUUUAUUGGUUUGGAAAGUCGAUUGUUAUAUCGAGUUAAUAUUAAUCAUGACGGAAUUUAUGAGGAUUCGUAUAUUAUUCACUCUUGCUCUUUUAUUAUGCGCCUUCUCUUCAGUUUGGUCCAUGGCACUCACAACUUUUGGAAAGUCGAAUCCUCAAAAUCAAAAUCCUACGCCUCCGCCAAGUUUCGUUGGAAAAGCUCGUGAGUGCAAAACGCAAGCCAACUGUGAGGGGAUACGAAACACAUAUUGCAUGACCCAUCCUCAAGACAAUAUCAUGCGGUGUCUUUGUGGAGAUUAUAAUGCACCUGACAAUGGGUUUUGCACAAAUAAAGUACAAGCCGUGGGAGCACCUUGUAAUUAUGAUUCUGAAUGCACUGAUGGUGCCCAAUGCAUUCAAGGAAACAAUACGUUGCCAGGAAAACGAUGUUAUUGCAAAGAAGGAUAUUUCGAAGAUAAUAAAAUGUGCAAUGGAGCUCCUAGUCUAGGAAUUUCAACACUGACUUUAUUCACCAUCUUUCUUAUAUUCGGAAGAUCCAACAUCUAAGAAAACGAAUACAAAAUUUAUUAGGUUUCUAGAUAAUAAUUAUAUCACAAAAAAGAAACAUUAGUUUUCAGUAAUUUCAAAAAUUCCAAACAGUGAACCAUUAAAAAAAGAAAAAGACUUGUUUCAUUCAUCAUUUAUGGCAUCAUUAUUUAAAAAUAACUCUAAAAAUUUUUCGUCUGCGAAUUUUUAUUAUAUAUAUAUUAAUACUAUAUUUGAAAAUCUAAUCGCAUUUCAUAACACCAAAAAUGCCUUCUAAUACGAAAUGGAACAAGUAAUAUAGAUUUUAUAAAAAAAAAUAUUAUUAAUUGAAUAAAAUUCGAUAAUUUAAUUAUUAUUAAU